AUGUCCGGAGAAACUGUUGGAGAUAACUCUACUGGAUCGAAAGAGACUGGGCUCAGGCUGCUGCGAAUGAGGAGGUUGGGCCUCCUAGCAAUGGGACACACCAUCGAGGAGGAUACAGCAGAGCCAGGAGGGAAGGUGGAUGUUGGUGUACACAAAUAUGCCCUCAAAGAUGACUUUGAGAGUCACGCGCCUUUGUGUUUGGUGAAGCACCUACAAGAUGAGCCGCUGAUGAACCUGCUGUCUCAUAUUCAAACACUGAGCACUGUGUACUGCAUGUGGACAGGAACAGAAGCAUCAGGGAGGAGCAGAGCGCUGAGAGGAGGGGCUGCUCUGAGCGAAUGGAGAGUGUGCAAGUGCUGGAAGGCGGUGGAGCUGACAGUGCUAGUGGGCUAG
This is a messenger RNA of Knipowitschia caucasica, 393 nucleotides long. The record is from the annotation of a GenBank genome assembly. NCBI's taxonomy places the organism in Eukaryota, Metazoa, Chordata, Actinopteri, Gobiiformes, Gobiidae.